AUGGAGAAUUUCCCAGUUGAAAUUCUGUAUCGUAUUUUUGAUAAUAUUGAUAGUGAAACAAUUCUAUUGUCAAUUCGACCUGUCUGUCGAUUAUUUCGUGCAGUUGUCAAUACUUAUAAUCGAUAUAUUUACAAUUUUGAAUCAAUUUCAAAAUCAAAUUUUCAUCUUCAAUGUCGAUUAAUUCGUCCUGAAAAUGUCACUUCAUUAAUACUUUCCAAUAAUGAACAAAUUCCCGAUCAAAUAUCUUUAUUUAUGUCAUCAGUACGUCUUCGACAAAUGACUCGUCUUCAAUCAAUAACAUUCAUUGGUAUUAAUGAACUUCAAUUAAAUAAUAUGUUCAAAAGAAUACAUCUCAAUUUUCUGACUUCAUUUACAUUACAUAUUGAAAAAUAUGAUGAUAGACGGAAAAAAACUACAUUAAAUUUUCUUUCAUCGAUUAUGGCACAAUCAAACCUUCGAAAAGUUGAGUUAAAUAUUAGAAAUGAUCGAAUAUCUGAGAUACCAUGGCCUUUAUAUUGUAGAAUUGAACAUUUAAUCAUACAUGAAAACAUCACUUUUGAUAAUUUAUGCAGAAUUCUAUCGAGUGCUUCUCAACUUCAUAAACUCAUUCUAAAACAAGAUUUACCCACUAUGAUUGAUCAUAGAAAAUUAACUUUGACUUUCCCACAAAUAACUUCAUUAACAAUUGAACAAUUAGAUGUACCAACUGAUCGACUUGAGUCAUUUCUUAUGUUAACACCAUCAUUGAUUUAUUUAAAAUUAAUUGGCAAAGAAUGUGUAGCAGAUGGAAAACGAUGGGAACAAUUUAUUCAAAUAAAUCUUCCACAUUUGGAUAAAUUUCAAUUUUUUAUGGAUGUUAAAAAACCAAUUGCACAAACUCGUGAAGAUCUUCAAAUAAUUCUUGAUUCAUUUCGAAGUUCAUUUUGGACAAAAUAUAAAAAAUGGUUUAUUGCUGGAGUAUUCAAUAUUAAUCGACCACAUAAUAUUCAACUCUAUACAAUACCAAUUUGCAAAUCUACUUUUAAAUAUGAAUUAGAUUCAGAAAAAGUAUUUGUUUAUACUUCUUUAGAUAUUUCUCCAUCACUAACAGAAAAUAUCAAUGAACUUAAUUUAUCUUUGAAAAUGCAAAUACACGAUAAUA
Molecule: messenger RNA, 1141 nt
Organism: Adineta steineri
Lineage: Eukaryota; Metazoa; Rotifera; Eurotatoria; Adinetida; Adinetidae
Source: the annotation of a GenBank genome assembly